This is a messenger RNA of Cylas formicarius (sweet potato weevil), 1976 nucleotides long. Its product is annotated as lipid droplet-regulating VLDL assembly factor AUP1-like. Gene Ontology annotation, cellular component: membrane. Bases 341 to 1582 code for a protein of 413 amino acids. Gene Ontology annotation, molecular function: ubiquitin binding. The transcript has 7 exons. The record is from RefSeq and is a predicted model, not a curated record. NCBI's taxonomy places the organism in Eukaryota, Metazoa, Arthropoda, Insecta, Coleoptera, Brentidae.
UUAUAAGAUAUGAGACAAUGUCCAUAUUUUUUGGGAUGGAGCACUCUAUCGGUAUGUGAAUCCUCAAUAAGUAUCUCAUAUUUUUGAAAAUUACGACCUGGUGUGAUCUGAACCACUACAAAUCAAAGCGUUUACCGUACUAUUCCGUGAAAUGAAUAAAUCAAAUGUCACCGAAUUUCCAAACUUGUCUAUGGGUAUAAUAUUUUUUUAAUGUUUUUUUGGCCUUUAGACAAAAGUGGUUAAAUUCACUAAUAUUUUUAGUGAGUUUAUGUAGAUGUAUAACCUUUAUGGUGGAUUAUGAAUACAAAUUGACUUUCUUCAAGUUCAAUUUUUGGAAAAAAUGUCGAAUUUGGAAAUUAAACAACUGUUUGAAUUCAGCAGGUUUCAAGAUUUUGGUGCUAGAGCCAUAUUUUCAAUUUUAUAUUUUCCAAUUGGUCUAAUAUUGUUAAUAAUCAGAGGCUUUUUUGUAUUGUGUUUUAUAAUUGUUAAUCAAACGUUUCCCGACUCUCCAUUUACCGAAAAGUUGCUGAAUAAAUUGGCCUCUCUGUCAUUUGGAAUUUCCAUAUCCGUGGAUAAUCCUAAGCAGUUGGAGAAAGUGGAUUUUUAUAUCACCAACCAUACAUCGAUUUUUGAUCAGCUGGUUGUACAUAUAACUACGGGAUCAGUUUCGCCCUCAAAAUCAUUUACAUUGCAAAGUGUGGUGGGAUUUGGAACAAAGGAUUUUGGCAGUUUAUCGAAUGUUGAGAGUUUUAAGAAAAACAUAGAAGUUUUGUUUACAAAAAAACGCAUACCGGUUCACUUCUGCCCAGAAGAAAAGCCCACGAAUGGAAGAGCCCUGCUGAAAUUCAAUUCGAAAUAUUUUCAGUUUCUUACUAAACUGCAACCUAUUUGUGUUACCGUCGAAAGGCCUUUUUUGAAUAUAUCGGUUUCGAAGAUCGGAUCGUCGUACUUGAGCAACGUUUUAUAUUUCAUGUAUUCGCCCGUUACCAACUACAAACUAAAAUUUUUACCGUCUUUGGAGAAGAAAAGCUUUACCGACGACGAGUUCGCGGAAAUCGCCAGGCAAAAUAUCGCGUCGGAGUUGAAGAUCGAUACGUCCAACUUCACAGCCGCGGAUUUAACGGAGUGGGAAAAACGCUAUCUAGCGGAGCGACAAAGACAAACUCAAAAUCGGGCGAAUGAUUCGUAUGGUCGAAGGCCGAAUCCCGAACUGCUGAGGAUGGCGAACCAAGUGAAAGAAGUUUUGCCCCACGUACCGCUUAACGUGAUUUAUAAUGAUUUAGUCGUCACCAGAGGCGUCGACGCAACGAUCACCAAUAUCCUGGAAGGAAGGAUUCAAUUCGUUCCCGAAUCUCCGCAACCGUCUCCUUCUUCGAGCCACCAUCGGGCGUCCGCAUCGAAAUCCUCCGGCUCCUUAAAUUUUUCAAACGUCUCGAACGUAGUUCCGUUAAGCACCGCCGCCACUAGCUUCGGUAAAACAGCGUCGGAACGUACGAAAUCGUUCCAGGAACGGAAAGAACUACUCAUUGCGGUGGCCAGGCGACGUUAUAUUGAGAAAAAUAAUCUGGACAUAUCGUUUUAGCAGUCUGUGUUAGUUCUAGGUUAGAAUUAGUGCCAAAAAGGGAAGCCCUGUUUUUUUAUACCUUUGUUUAAUUUUUCAAUUCGUUAGGGUUAUGGGGUUUUGAUUUUUAUCUGCCCGUGCUGCGCAACCCGUGCUAUACAAGGUGGUCCGCAGUAAAUGUGCAAAAAAUGAAUGAAUCAUAAAAUGUUUAAUUUAGUUUUGUUUAAUCAUUAGAGAGACACUGAGCGCUCAGUUCAGUUCUAAAAUCCCGCUAUUUCAUGCCACAACUUUUUUUUCAACCAAAUAGAGUUUUUUAGGUCCCAAAAAAAAUUUCAAAAAUUUGUCGAUCCUCCACGCAAAAACUAGCCGACAAAAUGGUGGCCGAUGCGUGGCCUACAUCAAAUCCCGAAGUUCC